This is a messenger RNA of Penicillium cataractarum, 831 nucleotides long. RefSeq lists its product as uncharacterized. Lineage: Eukaryota; Fungi; Ascomycota; Eurotiomycetes; Eurotiales; Aspergillaceae. The coding region runs from base 1 to 831 and encodes 276 amino acids. The transcript has 4 exons. The record is from RefSeq and is a predicted model, not a curated record.
AUGGACACCGAUUUAUAUGACCUGGGUCAUUUCUUAUACAUUGCCACUGGUCAGGGGCGUCCUGAGAUUGUCGUCAUCUCUGAUGAGGAACUAUCAGACCUUCGGAUCCAGUUUCAUCAUCUAGAUAUCGAGACUGGCGACGUUUCACCCUCACCUAUUCCUUGCUUCCUUCCAAAGACUGAUCUUCCCGAGGUUUUGGAUGAAGAUGAUUUCUACCCGGAUAUUUUUUCAGGUGCUGAGGAGGCAAUAGUCAGCUUGAAAGUAUGUGGCUGGAGCAGGAAUAUCAGUGGUGUUGAUAUUUUCCCGCACUGCUUGGAGCUCGAUUUGCAGAACUUUUCGUUCGAGAAAAACUACGACCUCGUCUCUCAAUUUAGGGGUCGCGACGAGAUAAAUAUCUACGGCUGGAUUGAAGAUCAUGAGAACUAUGAAAGGGCGUGGAAUGCUGGCGACGACUCUUAUAUAUGGGAAAGGUUCGAAGCUUUGAGAAUGCGCUCAUACCUGAUGCAGACAAUGAUUAUCACGCUCGAUUGCUACGGGCACUCGGGGGUCCUAGCUGGAUAUUCUGAUGGGCAACUCCAUGUUCAGUUCAGCCGCAUGGUGGAUUUCAAUGAAUAUGCCGUAGAACCGCCCGAGGGCACGCCAUACAUUGAUGUUGUCGACAGAAGCAAGCUUUAUGACAUGCUAAAUAUCCUUGCGAAAUGGUCAUGGCCCAUUCCCGUGGCAACCACGAAGGAAUACGCCGCGGUGAUCUUGGAUCUUCCAACAGAUGAUCACCCUGACACAGAUUUCGCUAAUGAUGAUUGGCUACUUGUUCAAGAUAUGUCUGAUUAA